This is a messenger RNA of Ceutorhynchus assimilis (cabbage seed weevil), 1624 nucleotides long. NCBI's taxonomy places the organism in Eukaryota, Metazoa, Arthropoda, Insecta, Coleoptera, Curculionidae. The record is from the annotation of a GenBank genome assembly.
UAAUAACCUUCGUUAAAUGUUUCAUAUUUCAGUCUCUCAGUUUACUGUUGAACUGAUAUGAUCAACUAGUGUGUGCUUAUUGUGCUCGUAAAGUGUUUCUCAGAGCACAAACGAACAACUCGCUCUACUAUAAGUCCCAGCGAAAAGAGGCUCCGCUAAAAUGGCAAGUUUUUCGCCUUCACCAAACCAAAAAUUUUGUUCCAAGAUACCACCACCAAUGGCACCACGGGAUUCUUGGGGACAAACAAGUACAAAAUCCCAACAAAGUUCUUCGAUUGAUGGUCUUUUAAAUGCUGACUCGUCCUCAAAACAAGCUCCAGUUUUGAAACCAGUGUUCCCAACCAAAACAACACAGAGCAGUAGUACAUCUUCAAAGGAAUUGCCAAGAUUAAGGAGGUACAUCGGCAAAGUUAAGUAUGCCAAUGAUAAUUUUGCCGGUCCGGAUUUAGUGAGGUACAUCGGAAACCCGCUGGAUAUUGAUAAUAACUAUUUAAAACAACUUGAGAGAAUACGACUAACAGGAUACGGACCUAAUGCUGUUGCGGGCGCGGCUCAAACAUCAUUGUCGCCUCCAAAGGAUAUGGAAAUUGAAGAUUUCAAAUGUGUUGGAGCGGCAUCGUUUACUAACAAAAACAAUGAUACUAUUAUUACUAUUGAGGUCGAUCUAGGGGACAAUCUGGUUAAUAUUGAUGACGACUUAUCAAAAAAGCUUGAGAGAAUACGACUAACAAGAUACAGUCCUGAUGAUGUUGCUGGGGUGCCUCAAACAUCAUCGUCGCAUCCAAAGGUUAUGCAAAUUGAAGAUUUAAGAUGUGUUGGAGUGGCAUCCUCUACUAACGAAAACAAUGAAACUUUUGGGGACAAUCUCAGAGGUACUCUGACCAAGAAGUUGGAAGAUAAGUUUGCCGAUCCAGAUUUAAUGAGAUACAGUAAUUAUGGUGUUGCACAGGCUCCUCAAACAUCAUCGUCGUAUCCAAAGGAUAUGAAAAUUAAAGAUUUUAAGUGUUUUGGAGCGGCAUCCUCUACACGCGAAAACAACUAUACUAUUGAGGACAAUCUCGGAGAUAGUCUGACCAACAAGUUGGAAGACAAGUUUACCGAUCCAAAUUUAAUGAGGUACAUCGGAAACAAUAAGGUUAAUAUCGAUGAUGAGUUCUCAAAAAAGCUUGAGAGUAUACGACUAACAAGAUACAGUAAUAAUGGUGUUGCAGAGGCUCGUCAAACAUCAUCGUUGCAUCCAAAGGAUAUGAAAAUUGAAGAACUUAAAUGUGUUAGAGCGGCAUCCUGUAGUUACAACUACAACAAUGAUACUUUUGAGAUCAAUCUUGGGUAUGAUUUGGUCAGGCAGCUGGAAAAUAUAUUUGCCGAUACAGCGGCAUCCUCUAGUUACGACAACAAUGAUACUUUUGAAGUCAAUCUCGGGAAUGAUUUGGUCAAGCAGCUGGAAGAUAAAUUUGCCGAUCCAGAUUUACAGUACCCGAAAGGAUUUCAGCCUGUCGUUCAAAUGCCUGUUGCGUUUGCCAGGAAAUUUUACAAGAUUUGCGUGAAAUCAAUGUAUGAACAACAGGACAUACAUCAGGAUGAAAAACUUCCAGAAACUUACAAGAAGGGGAAAAUGCAGUAG